AGGACCCCAUGAAACAGUUCUUGGCUGAUGAGAAAUUCCUUUCUUGCAUCAAGUUUUCUUUCGCUCGAAAAACAGUUGGAUUCAAUCAGCCAAGAGCACAGAACUCCACUCGACGCUGAAAGACCUUCCUGAUUUGAUUCAGUUGUUGAAGCUGAGAUUGCGGCAUGGAUCAUAAUCAGCCACAGCGGCCACCAUACCCGCAGACUCGUCCUCCAGAAUUCGGCGGCAGUUUUUCAUCCAUACUCGCAGUUUUCGCCGCCUUCAUCGCCAUCUUUUCCAUGGUGCUGAUUUCAUCUCAAUCAGACUUCAAAAGUGAUUUUUCUAUUUUACACCAAGUACCAGAAGGUCAUGUGGGGGUAUAUUGGAGAGGAGGUGCCCUUCUGAAGACAAUAACGGAGCCAGGUUUCCAUCUGAAGUUGCCUCUGUUAACCCAGUUUGUGCCUGUUCAAGUGACCCUCCAGUCUGAUCAAGUAAGGGAUAUUCCAUGUGGUACGAAGGGGGGUGUAAUGAUCAACUUCGAGAAAAUCGAGGUUGUCAAUCGCCUCCGCAAAGAAUACGUGUAUGACACCUUGGUCAACUAUGGUGUGAAUUAUGAUAACAUAUGGAUAUAUGACAAGAUUCAUCAUGAAAUCAAUCAGUUUUGUAGCUCUCACAGUCUUCAGCAAGUUUAUAUCGAUGUCUUUGAUCAGAUUGACGAGAAGAUGAAAGAGGCCCUCCAAGGUGACUGUACGCGUUAUGCUCCAGGUAUUGAAAUAAUCAGUGUUCGUGUUACAAAACCUACCAUCCCAGAUUCCAUCAGAAAGAACUUUGAAGACAUGGAAGUGGAACGUACAAAGGUUUUAAUUGCCGUAGAAAAACAAAUGGUAGUCGAGAAAGAGGCAGAGACCAAGAAGAAAAUGGCAAUUAGCGAAGCCGAGAAGAAUGCUAAUGUUAGCAUGAUCCUCAUGGAACAAAAAUUGAUGGAGAAGGAGAGUGCCAGGAGACAGCAAGAAAUUGAUAACCACAUCUAUCUUGCUCGUGAAAAAAGCCUCGCAGAUGCCAAUUAUUACCGUGUACUAAGAGAAGCUGAAGCCAACCAGUUGAAGCUUACACCCGAGUUUCUGGAGCUUAAAUUUAUCGAGGCCAUUGCUGAUAAUACAAAGAUUUUCUUUGGGGACAAGGUUCCGAACAUGGUUUUGGAUCAGAGGUUGCUCGGAAACUUCCUGCAUCAGGUGUCAGAAGAUGUAUCAACAAAAGCCUCUGGGGAGACAAGCUUAGAAAUGUAGAUCCAAGAUUCAUCCUCUAAUGCUCAGCUAUUCUGUUCUCUCUCAUCUUUCUCAACAUUAUUUUUG
Messenger RNA from Cucurbita moschata (crookneck pumpkin), 1331 nucleotides. RefSeq names its product erlin-2-B-like. The transcript is spliced from 9 exons. Gene Ontology annotation, biological process: SREBP signaling pathway. The coding region runs from base 165 to 1265 and encodes 366 amino acids. The record is from RefSeq and is a predicted model, not a curated record. Gene Ontology annotation, molecular function: cholesterol binding; ubiquitin protein ligase binding. Gene Ontology annotation, cellular component: endoplasmic reticulum; endoplasmic reticulum membrane. NCBI's taxonomy places the organism in Eukaryota, Viridiplantae, Streptophyta, Magnoliopsida, Cucurbitales, Cucurbitaceae.